Messenger RNA from Coregonus sp. 'balchen', 16419 nucleotides. Lineage: Eukaryota; Metazoa; Chordata; Actinopteri; Salmoniformes; Salmonidae. The record is from the annotation of a GenBank genome assembly.
AUGGCAACCCCAGGGCUAGUUUCUGCGAGCUGUUCAGAUUGGUUCCAGAUGGUGUGUGUGUGUGUGAGUGUUUUUAGUGUCAGUGAUAUGUAGAUAAUAUGCAGACAGUAGAUGUGUGAGAUGAGACGGCUCUGUCGUAGCCGGCCGCGACCGGGAGACCCAUGGGGCGGCGCACAAUUGGCCCAGCGUUGUCCAGGGUAGGGGAGGGAAUGUAGCUCAGUUGGUAGAGCAUGGCGUUUGCAACGCCAGGGUUGUGAGUUCGAUUCCCACGGGGGGCCAGUAUGAAAAAUAAAAAAAUUAUGUAUGCGCUAACUGUAAGUCGCUCUGGAUAAGAGCGUCUGCUAAAUGACUAAAAUGUAGAUGAUGACACUGUCACUCCCUGUCAUUGUGGUCCAUUUGAGGCACAUUACAGACUCUGUGAUAGGGAAUUGGCUCAAUGAGAUGAGUAGAGCCAUGUUCUCUUAUUAAGGCGAAUCCACUACAGGCCUCGAAGGAAAAGGGUGUGUGCGUGCAUGCGGAGGUCAACUCCUACAGUUAGUUCAAAGCACAUGAACACACACACACACACACACACACAUACACACACUAAAAAUCCAGAAUUGUAUAAUUGAUAUCCUAUUGUCAAAGAAACAACCCAGUGUAGGUGUGUGUGUAUUCUCGCUGACGGUGUGUGUUUCUCUGUUUCAGGUUUUCUGCUGUUCAAGGAUUUCUGUUUGACUGAAAUCGACGAGGCCGUACCACAGCUCAAGUUCUACGAAGAGGUAAGAAACAUACUCUACAUGACCAAAAGUAUGUGGACACCUGCUCGUCGAACAUCUCAUUCCAAUAUCAUGGGCAUUAAUAUGGAGUUGGUCCUCCCUUUGCGGCUUUAUCAGCCUCCACUCUUCUGGGAAGGCUUUCCACUAGAUGUUGGAACAUUGCUGCGGGGACUUGCUUCCAUUCAGCCACGAGCAUUAGUGAGGUCGGGCACUGAUUUGGGCGAUUAGGCCUGGCUCGCAGUCAGCGUUCCAAUUCAUCCCAAAGGUGUUCGAUGGGGUUGAGGUCAGAGCACUGUGCAGGCCAGUUGCGUUCUUCCACACCGAUCUCGACAAACAUUUUUGUAUGGACCUCGCUUUGUGCACGGGGACAUUGUCAUGCUGAAACAGGAACGGGCCUUCCCCAAACUGCUGCCACAAAGUUGAAAGCACAGAAUUGUCUAGAAUCUCAUUGUAUGCUGUAGCGUUAAGAUUUCCCUUCACUGGAACUAAGGGGCCUUGCCCGAACCAUGAAAAACAGCCCCAGACCAUUAUUCCUCCUCCACCAAACGUUACAGUUGGCACUAUGCAUUUGGGCAGGUAGCGUUCCCCUGGCAUCCGCCAAACCCAGAUUUGUCUGCUGGACUGCCAUAUGGUGAAGCGUGAUUCAUCACUCCAGAGAACGCAUUUCCACUGCUCGAGAGUCCAAUGGCGGCUAGCUAUACACCACUCCAGCCGACGCUUGGCAUUGCGCAUGGUGGUCUUACGCUUGUGUGCGGCUGCUCUGCCAUGGAAACCCAUUUCAUGAAGCUCCCGAUGAACAGUUAUUGUGCUGACGUUGCUUGCAGAGGGAGUUUGGAACUCGGUAGUGAGUGUUGCAACAGAGGAGUGACGAUUUUUACGCACUUAAGCACUCUGCGGUCCUGUUCUGUGAGCUUGUGUGGCCUACCACUUCGUGGCUGAGCCGUUAAUGCUCUUUUGAUGUUUCCACUUCACAGUAACAGCACUUACAGUUGACCGGGGCAGCUCUAGCAGGGCAGAAAUUUGACGCACUGACUUGUUGGGAAGGUGGCAUCCUAUGACGGUGCCACGUUGAAAGUCACUGAGCUCUUCAGUAAGGCCAUUCUACUGCCAAUGUUUGUCUAUGGAGAUUGCAUGGCUGUGUGCUCGAUUUUAUACACCUGUCAGCAACGGGUGUGGCUGAAAUAGCCGAAUCCACUAAUUUGUGUCCACAUACUUUUGUACAUAGUGUCUAUCGUUCAAUCUGUCUGCCUCUACUCUCGCUCCUCGCUCUCUCUCACACACUCACUCACUCACGCUGGUCAGAGAGCAGGAGUCUAGUGUGUGUCUGUUGGAUUUGUGGGCGUGUGAGACAUUUGAGAUUAGGCUAAUUCCAUGGUGUGUUUCAGAGGAAGUGUGUGUGUGUGUGUGUGUUAACCCCCUGUGUGUGUCAGAUUAAGGACUAUGAGAAGUUGGACUCUGAAGAGGAAAGGUUGUGCCGUAGCAGACAGAUCUAUGACGGAUACAUCAUGAAGGAACUCCUCUCCUGCUCACAUGUAAGGACACGUUGUCAACAUGGGACAUACACCAACACAGUGUAACAAACUCGCCUAACACUGUCAAACCCACGUCACCCUGAAAUGUGUUAUGUUCCUCUCAGGGAGGAAGUUUACAUGAAUACACACAAUGGAAAACCCCAACUGAACUAAAACAGUUUACAUGCCAAACUGCACUGGGAAUUAGUCAUUUAUUGUCACACCGCUAUAUUUGUUUCAUGACCCUCCUCUUUCUCUCCCUCUCCUCCACCCCCCAUACUCUUGUUGAUUCUCCCUUUCCCUCUGUUUUUCUCUCUCUCAGCCCUUCUCUAAGAAAGCAGUGGAUCACGUUCAGACUCACCUGGCCAAGAAGCAGGUGCCCCCCUCUCUCUUCCAGGUGAGGAACACAUUAACUAACUAACUCCCGUUUGUGUGUCUGUGCAGCCCCAUAUCAGGGAUGCAAACUUUUCAGCAAUAUUUGCCGUUUUGGUUACAAAAUAGGCCAUCCACGUGAAACGUGUAGAUCCGAAGAAAAAAGUUAGGAUGGGAUGUCAUAUCAGAGUGAGUGCUUCGUGGGCAGGCUCUGUCAUCUCUCCACGGUACAAACUGGGGGGCUGUGCGCAAUGUGAGAAGUGCUGAAACUGAAAGAUUCACUUUUUAGAAGCGCACAUGCAUAGAAAUUGGUGGAAUUUACCCGAAAGUCUGCUAAAGUGUGACUUUGUCCUCGUUUCUUGGCUGUUUACAUAGUUUUGUUCACACUAGGUUAUUUUUCAAUGUUAGUUUACGUUUGAUGCAACUGCUAGCCAAGAGACCUCGGAGAUUCUCCGCCGUUACCACGGCAAUCUCCCGCUCUUAAAGGGGCAGCUGAAUUUCUAUUUUCAAGUGUGUAUAAUGUACUUGUUAUUCUCUGAAAAGAAGCAAAUGUUCUUGCACUUCACAUGGAUUUUUCUCGCGUUUCCAUGUGUAAAGAUGUUUUUGGGGCCCUCACCAGUUUGCAUCCCUGCUACAAUACCGGGUGUCGCACACACACACACACUCUCUCUCUCACACACACACACACUCACUAACUCCUGUUUGUGUUCAGCCGUACAUAGUGGAGAUCUGUGACAGCCUGCGAGGGAUGAUCUUCCAGAGGUUCAUAGAGAGGUGAGAUUGGGGUGAGGCAGGGGGGAAAGGGGGCGGGGGGGGGGAGGGGAAGGGGAGAAAGGGAAGGUGGUGGAUAAUGCCCAGAAUAAUUUGUUUCUUCAUUAGCUCCAGAUUUAGAAGAAAAGUACUUUAGUAUCCAUUUGUGUCGAAACGGAAAUGAGUUUCUCCACACUCCCACGGUCUAUAGGCCAGUUACUCGUCUACCUCUCCCACCUCUAGGCUAACCACUCUCUCUUUAUCUUCAUCUCUCCUCUUUUUCUCUCUCUCAUCAGUGACAAGUUCACUCGUUUCUGCCAGUGGAAGAAUGUGGAGCUGAACAUCCAUGUGAGUAACAUUGCUGUGUAUUAUUCAGUGUGUGUGUAUGUUACUCCUGUAAGCGUCCUGAUGAAAAACCUUUCCAUGAACCUUCAUUAUAAGCUACAGUCUGAAGUGUAACCUCACCCCCCCCCCCCCCCCCCCUCGCUCUCUCUCUCUCCCUCCCUCUUCAUCUCUCUCGCUCUCUCUCCAGUUGACAAUGAAUGACUUCAGUGUCCAUCGUAUCAUCGGUCGGGGGGGUUUCGGGGAGGUGUACGGCUGCAGGAAGGCUGACACCGGCAAGAUGUGAGUAACGCAGCAACAUAAAUGGGGACAAGGAAAGAUGGAUGUAAAAGUGGAGAAAAUGAACAUCCACCGGACAUUACAUGAGGAGAGGAAAAAAGUACAAGAAGAGAUCAAAUAUCCAACAGUAAGGUCAAAAAACAUGUUCAUGAUUGUGUGUGUGCGUUUGUAUCAGGUAUGCCAUGAAGUGUUUGGAUAAGAAGAGGAUCAAGAUGAAGCAGGGAGAAACUCUGGCUCUGAACGAGAGAAUUAUGCUGUCACUUGUCAGCACAGGGGUACGUUCCGCACACACACACCUUUCCGUCAAGGCUCUGUGUAUACAUAUACAGUAUAGGUAUAUUCAAAUACACAGCGCAAGGGAGUAUCAUUUUCAGAUUGACCUAUGUCUGACACUAUCUAAGCACACACACAAACACGUUUCAGUCCAGAAGCUGUCUGUAUAUACAGUAUACAUGUAUGUUCACAUACACGGUACAGGGGAGUAUCAUUUUCAGAUCUACCGGUCUGACUAUCUUAGCACAGAUGCACUCACACAAAGCUUUAUGUUGAAACUCUGUCUAUAUAUUAACAGUACCAGUCAAAGGUUUGGACACACCUACUCAUUCAAGGAUCUUUCCUUAUUUUAACUAUUUUUUACAUUGUAGAAUAAUAGUGAAGACAUCAAAACUAUGAAAUAACACACAUGGAAUCAUGUAGAACCAAAAAAGUGUUAAACAAAUCAAAAUAUAUUUUAUAUUUGAGAUUCUUCAAAUUUCCACCCUUUGCCUUGAUGACAGCUUUGUACACGCUUGGCAUUCUCUCAACUAGCUUCAUGAGGUAGUCACCUGGAAUGCAUUUCAAUUAACAGGUGUGCCUUGUUAAAAGUUAAUUUGUGGAAUUUCUUUCCUUCUUAAUUAAUGUGUUUGAGCCAAUCAGUUGUGUUGUGACAAGGUAGGGGGGGGGGGUAUACAGAAGAUAGCCCUAUUUGGUAAAAGACCAAGUCCAUAUUAUGGCAAGAGCAGCUCAAAUAAGCAAAGAGAAACGACAGUCCAUCAUUACUUUAAGACAUGAAGGUCCGUCACUAUGGAACAUUUCAAGAACUUUGAAAGUUUCUUCAAGUGCAGCCGCAAAAACCAUCAAGCGCUAUGAUGAAACUGGCUCUCAUGAGGACCGCCACAGGAAUGGAAGACCCAGAGUUACCUCUGCUACAGAGGAUAAAUUAAUUAGUGUUCACCAGCCUCAGAAAUUGCAGCCCAAAUAAAUGCUUCACACAGUUCAAGUCACAGACACAUCUCAACAUCAACUGUUCAGAGGGGACUGUGUGAAUCAGGCCUUCAUGGUCGAAUUUCUACAAAGAAAUCACUACUAAAGGACACCAAUAAGAAGAAGAGACCUGCUUGGGCCAAGAAACAUGAGCAAUGGACAUUAGACCGGUGGAAAUGUGUCCUUUGGUCUGGAGUCCAAAUUGGAGAAUUUUGGUUCCAUCCACCGUGUCUUUGUGAGACGCGGUGUGGGUGAACAGAUGAUCUCCGCAUGUGUAGUUCCCACCUUAAAGCAUGGAGGAGGAGGUGUUAUAGUGUGGGGGUGCUUUGCUGGUGACACUGUCUGUGAUUUAUUUAGAAUUCAAGGCACACUUAACCAGAAUGGCUACCACAGCAUUCAGCAGCGAUGUGCCAUCCCAUCUGGUUUGGGCUUAGUGGGACUAUCAUUUGUUUUUCAACAGGACAAUGACCCAACACACCUCCAGGCUGUGUAAGGGCUAUUUUACCAAGAAGGAGAGUGAUGGAGUGCUGCAUCAGAUGACCUUACCUCCACAAUCCCUCGACCUCAAGCCAAUUGAGAUGUUUUGGGAUGAGUCGGACCGCAGAGUAAAGGAAAAGCAGCCAACAAGUGCUAAGCAUAUGUGGGAACUCCUUCAAGGCUGUUGGAAAAGCAUUCCAGGUGAAGCUGGUUGAGAGAAUGCCAAGAGUGCGCAAAGCUGUCAUCAAGGCAAAGGGUGGCUAUUUGAAAAAUCUCAAAUAUUUUGAUUUGUAUAACACUUUUUUGGUUGCUACAUGAUUCCAUAGUUUUGAUGUCUUCACUAUUAUUCUACAGUGUAGAAAAUAGUAAAAAUAAAGAAAAACCCUUGAAUGAGUAGGUGUGUCCAAACUUUUGACUGGUACUGUAUGUAUGUAUGUAUGAGGGGGGAAAAAGUAUUUGAUCCCCUGCUGAUUUUGUACGUUUGCCCACUGACAAAGAAAUGAUCAGUCUAUAAUUUUAAUGGUAGGUUUAUUUGAACAGUGAGAGACAUAAUAACAACAAAUAAAUCCAGAAAAACGCAUGUCUAAAAUGUUAUAAAUUGAUUCGCAUUUUAAUUAGGGAACUAAGUAUUUUACCCCCUCUCAAUCAGAAACAUUUCUGGCUCCCAGGUGUCUUUUAUACAGGUAACGAGCUGAGAUUAGGAGCACACUCUUAAAGGGAGUGCUCCUAAUCUCAGCUUGUUACCUGUAUAAAAGACACCUGUCCACAGAAGCAAUCAAUCAAUCAGAUUCCAAACUCUCCACCAUGGCCAAGACCAAAGAGCUCUCCAAGGAUGUCAGGGACAAGAUUGUAGACCUACACAAGGCUGGAAUGGGCUACAAGACCAUCGCCAAGCAGCUUGGUGAGAAGGUGACAACAGUUGGUGCGAUUAUUUGCAAAUGGAAGAAACACAAAAUAACUGUCAAUCUCCCUCGGCCUGGGGCUCCAUGCAAGAUCUCACCUCGUGGAGUUGCAAUGAUCAUGAGAACGGUGAAGAAUCAGCCCAGAACUACACGGGAGGAUCUUGUCAAUGAUCUCAAGGCAGCUGGGACCAUAGUCACCAAGAAAACAAUUGGUAACACACUACACCGUGAAGGACUGAAAUCCUGCAGCGCCCGCAAGGUCCCCCUGCUCAAGAAAGCACAUAUACAUGCCCGUCUGAAGUUUGCCAAUGAACAUCUGAAUGAUUCAGAGGAGAACUGGGUGAAAGUGUUGUGGUCAGAUGAGACCAAAAUUGAGCUCUUUGGCAUCAACUCAACUCACUGUGUUUGGAGGAGGAGGAAUGCUGCCUAUGACCCCAAGAACACCAUCCCCACCGUCAAACAUGGAGGUGGAAACAUUAUGCUUUGGGGGUGUUUUUCUGCUAAGGGGACAGGACAACUUCACAGCAUCAAAGGGACGAUGGACGGGGCCAUGUACCGUCAAAUCUUGGGUGAGAACCUCCUUCCCUCAGCCAGUGCAUUGAAAAUGGGUCGUGGAUGGGUAUUCCAGCAUGACAAUGACCCAAAACACACGGCCAAGGCAACAAAAGAGUGGCUCAAGAAGAAGCACAUUAAGGUCCUGGAGUGGCCUAGCCAGUCUCCAGACCUUAAUCCCAUAGAAAAUCUGUGGAGGGAGCUGAAGGUUUGAGUUGCCAAACGUCAGCCUCGAAACCUUAAUGACUUGGAGAAGAUCUGCAAAGAGGAGUGGGACAAAAUCUCUCCUGAGAUGUGUGCAAACCUGGUGGCCAACUACAAGAAACGUCUGACCUCUGUGAUUGCCAACAAGGGUUUUGCCACCAAGUACUAAGUAAUGUUUUGCCGAGGGGUCAAAUACUUAUUUCCCUCAUUAAAAUGCAAAUCAAUUUAUAACAUUUUUGACAUGCGUUUUUCUGGAUUUUUUUGUUGUUAUUCUGUCUCUCACUGUUCAAAUAAACCUACCAUUAAAAUUAUAGACUUAUCAUUUCUUUGUCAGUGGGCAAAUGUACAAAAUCAGCAGGGGAUCAAAUACUUUUUUCCCUCACUGUAUGUAUGCAUAUAUAUGUAUAUUCACAUGCACAGCGCAAACAUUUUCAAAUUGACAUAUGUCUGACAUUUUCUAAGCACAUAAAAAAAAGCAUCUAUUCCCUCUUUCUCUCCCUCCACCCCUCCCUCUCUCUCUCUAGGACUGUCCGUUCAUAGUGUGCAUGACGUAUGCUUUCCACACACCAGACAAACUCUGCUUCAUUCUGGACCUGAUGAACGGUAAGGUUCUUGACCACUUGCCUGCCGGGUUCUGGAAGGUGAAAGGUCACAACUGGUUCUACCAGUCAGCAUGAAGAGUGUCAUUGUAGAGGUCUGUCCCACUGAGCACUCCUCCACUUUGAAAUGAGGAGCCUGUGAAGUACACUCUCACACAGAAUGGGACAGGGCAUCACUGAUGGCUCUCUGCACUCUCUGGCUUGUCCUAUGGUUAAGUAGGCUACAUCUGCAGCUCCAGGCAGUCUCCAAUGGAUUCAGAGUCUGCAAGUGGUAGCACACUGGUCUGGGUUAACAGUCUGUUUUAUCAUUCUACUCCUUGCAACUCCUUGUCAUGCUAAACAUAGCAUAUGACACGAAGUAUCAGGAGUGGGAUGUUAGCUAAACAGACUGGUACCCAGACCCAGUAACACACACACACACAUUGACAAUGGGUCAUAUUUAGACAGCAGUUAACACUCUCACACUUUUCUACUUGGCCCAUCUCAAUUAGAAUACAGCUCUAAACGUUCAGUAGGAGAUCAGUGUGUGUGUGUGUGUGUCUCUGGGGUAAUCUUCCAUGGUUCCUCGUUCGCCCUCCGGAGUAGAUCACCAGGAGUUCAUUUAAUAGAUCAUAUUGAUCAAGUCAUAACUCUUUAUUGGGUCAUGCCGACUGUCACACGCUGAAAGAUGUGUUGGAGGACUGGUAUUAACUGUGUGUGUGUGUGUGUGUAGGAGGGGACCUGCACUACCACCUGUCUCAGCAUGGUGUGUUCAGUGAGAAGGAGAUGCGUUUCUACGCAGCAGAGAUCAUCCUGGGACUAGAACACAUGCACAACCGCUUCGUAGUCUACAGAGACCUCAAGGUAGGACACCAUACUCCAUACCUCCCCUUUAUCACCUCCCCCCGCUCUCCAUCUCUCUUGCUCUUCCUCUCUCUCUCUUCCUCUCUCUCUCUCGCUCUUACGCUCUCUCUUCCUCGCUCUUUCUCACGCUCUUCCUCUCUCUCUCUCUCUCUUAUGUGCUCUCUUAAUGUGUUCCUCUCUGGUGUUGUUGAGUUCUCCUAUUGAUUCCCAUGGAUUGAGUAUUCAGGAGUCACGAGCGGACAUUGACGACACACCCAAUCAAUGAGCACAUUCUAAGAACUGUUAACGGAUACAAAUCAAUAUUUCACAUUUCUAGUUUGGCCUGGUCGCCGUUAGUAACAGUGUUGAGGUAUGGCGUGUGUACAUAAUCAGAUAGCAGCUUUGCAACUAGAGAUAAACACAUCUAUCACACGCACUCUUCUUAGGAAAAAUAUAGCUUAUACAAGCACAGUUUGUUGGUGUGCGCGCGAGUGUGUAUGGGCGCGCGUGUGUUUGUGCUUCUAGAUUUAGUAGCUAGUGUCUGGGCCAAAUGGCUGAAGAUAAGCAGGAUAGAAAGAGAGAUGCAGCGACACUUCCAAUUUAAGUCUUUUCACCAUGUCAGUUGAUCACGUUUCAAACAGAAGUGCUGCUACUCUACUCUAGAUCUGAUGAUAUUGGACUUGUUGGCGUCUCUGAGCUAACUCUCCCUGGCGUUAUUUCAAGGCCUUGUUUUUAUACAAAUAUUUUCUACUUUGUUGUUAGAUGUUAAUAACCUCGCUUUCCCGCUCUCUUCUCUCACUCCCCCUUUCUCUCGCCCCCCCCCCCCCCCAGCCUGCUAACAUCCUAUUGGAUGAGCAUGGUCACGUGCGUAUCUCAGACCUGGGUCUGGCCUGUGACUUCUCCAAGAAGAAACCUCACGCCAGCGUGUAAGUACCGUACCCUGUGUGUUUGUGUGGCAUUACUGCAGUGUGUGUUACUAACAAAGUGUUCUGGUAUAUUGCAGUGGUACCCAUGGGUACAUGGCCCCGGAGGUGCUUCAGAAGGGUACGGCGUACGACAGUAGCGCUGACUGGUUCUCACUGGGCUGCAUGCUCUUCAAACUGCUCCGAGGGUAAGAACACACGCACUCUUCUUUUCAUCCCCACCUCUAUUCCUUCAUCAAUCGUUUGAUCCUUUCAUUACUACUGCAUCCCCUCUAUCAUUCUUUCUAUCCUUGGCGCUCACCAUCCACUACAACAGGUUACUCACUCACAGUACCUGUAGACUUCCAGUCUUUGCGCUAGUUAACAUUGGCUCGCAAAACUACCGCUAACUUCCUUCAUGCUGCACGCAGAGACACAGUAAUGGUAUCCACGAGUUCAUCUGACUCUGGGUAAGUAGAACAAUAAAUGCCAGAAUCGUCUAGUAUCCCUUUAAUUCCUCCAUCUCUCUCACCAGGGUUCAGACGACUGCUUCCCCUCAUCUCUCAAACUCUCUCUCUCCAUUGAUCGCUCUUCCCCUUUGAUCCCUCCUUUUUCCAGCCUCGAUUGUCUCUCUCUAUUCUCUCUCUCUGUCUGUCACUGUCUCUCUCUAUUUUCUCUUGCUGUUUCUCUUCUCUCCCCCACUCUCUGUUAUCUGUUACCCCUUUUUGCCUUUUCUGUGUCUGUCCCUCUCACCCACUCCCUAUCAAUUUUUCUCUGUCGUGUGUGUGUUUGAUGUGGUGUGUGUGUGUGUGACAGUGUGUUUCAUGUGUAGUGUGUAAAUGCCAGAGGUCUGGGCCCAGUACAUCUGAGGGGUGUGGGGGGUGGUAACGGUUGCUAGGUAUGGGUGUGAAGUGCAUGGGAGGGAGGCUGAACUGUCGUUCCAUUGAUGUGUGUGUCUGUGUUUGAACACUUCAAAGUCGACAGAGAGGUGGGGGGGGUCAGAGAGGGAAAGAGGAAGGGUCAAAGAGAGGAGGAGACCGAGGGGCAGAGAGAGAGAGAAUGAUGCAAGUGUGAUCUGCUUUUUCAACGUUGCAGGUGGAUCUGCUGAGGACUAGGUUGCCACAGUGUGACAUCACUCAUAUUACAUCUAUCUCUCUUUCACUGUAUUCCUCACUCCUUCCCUUCUUUCAGCUCCGUCCUCUCUACAGUAACACUAACAGCUUCUCUUUCUCUCUCCAUCUCUCUCUAGGCACAGUCCCUUCAGACAGCACAAGACCAAAGACAAACACGAGAUUGACCGCAUGACGCUCACUAUGGUAAGGCCACCUUAUACACACACACACUAUAAGAUAUAUUUUUGUACACUACAGUGCACACACAUUGAGAAGUUUUAAUGUACACUAAAACACACUGACAUGUCUUAUGUGCACACGACAUGUGGUUAGUCCAUGUUGACACAACACACACAUAUAUAUAUAUAUAUAUAUAUAUAUAUAUAUAUAUAUAAGGUUUUAUCCUUAAAUACACUGAAACACUAGCGUGUGCGCACACAACAUUAUUACAUAUCCUGGGGAGAUCAUCUUCACAGAUGUUGCCCAAAACUCCUGCCAAGUCUUUGUCUGAUAAUGCUCAGUGAAUGAGUGAGAGGCAAGGGAGAGAGAGAGUGGGGGGGGCAGAAAAGAGAGCGAAGAGGUUCUGGCAGGAAAGCAAGGGUAUUUGCAUCCUAACUUUGCAUCCCUCGCCCUGCCUGCUGCCAAUAGCAUCAGAUUACACCACAGAGGGAGAGAGAGAGAGCGAGAGAGAGAGAGUGGGUCUCCUAGCAUAGACUACGAGGGGAGGUCCAGACCAGGGCUGCCCAACCCUCUUGGGAAGCUACGCUCCUGCAGGGUUUUGUUGCAGCUGCUCUUCAGGACCAUGAUUAGCUGAAUCGGGUGUUAGAGCAGGGCUGGCGCAAAAACCUGCACAUUCAGUAACUCUCCUGGAGGAGGGUUGGUCAGCCUUGGUCGUGACCAGAAUAUGCCUACUAUUAGACCACAAGAUAAUGUGGUGUCAGAGCAGAGGAAACACACACACACAACCCCUCUGUAAGGAGCGAGCUAAACAAGGACAGUAUCUUCAAUUGUGAUCACAUUCGGAUUAGGAUUUAAUCCAACCACUUGAUCGGAGUAAACCAUGUAAUCCCUGUCUCUCCCCCUCUCUCUCUGUCCUCAAUAAGUCAGUCAGUUAUGUUAAUGAAAUCUGAUGAAUGGUUUUAUUAGAUAAGAACGAGGGGGAGAAUUAUGGCAGAGGAGAGAGAGGGGGAAGGGGGUGGAGGAAGGAGGGGAUAUGCUAUGGAACAAACACAGAAUUAUAGAUCACACAAUUAUAGAUCACCUCUAUAUUUUCAAUGCAUAUUAGAUACACUUUAUUGGCAUGAUAAAUCAAGUUAGUGUCUUGUGUUGUUAUAGAGGAAAUUGUACUACUCUCUCCCUGGCUUUCCUCCAUCUCCAUCACCCCCUCACUCUCCUCUCUCUCUCCUUCUAGAAUGUGGAGUUGCCAGACUCGUUCUCUGUGGAGUUGAAGGGUCUAUUGGAGGGUCUGCUGCAGAGAGACGUGGCCAAGAGACUGGGCUGCUUGGGACGAGGGUACACACUCACAUCUGCUACUCCUUCCAUUGUUUUUCACUCGUUGAUGUUAAUGUUAGGUCUUAGCUGAGUAAAGACAUUUUAACCUUGGACUUCAGACUCAUUGACAGUAUUUAUGUGCUGGGAGAGCCAUUGUUUUCCAAUGCAACAUUAUAGUUAAAACAUGAGUUACUUGAUUCAAUCUUUCCAUCACUUCUCUGUGGCGGGUAUAACACCUAGUGUGAAUACUAUGAAAGGAUUUUGUAAGGGUCCAUAAACUAGUUUGUAGAGCUCAGUUCCAUUAGGAGUUUGGUUCGCUGUGGUAAAUACUGCCACCUGCUGUUUAGAUGAGGAACUGUUCCAACAUGAGAAUGACCUGGCUUUUUCUCUCUCUCCCCCCUCUCUCUCUCCAUCUACACACACACACACACACACACAGCGCCCCAGAGGUGAAGGAGCAUCUGUUCUUCAAAGGCAUCGACUGGCAGCAAGUGUAUCUUCAGAAGGUAAGCCUUAGAGUUUGUGUGAUGAAUCAGGAGAACAGGUUUGUUAUAAAGCCUGCCAGUCUGGACAUUCGUCCCCUGCUCUCUCUCUCUCUCUCUCUCUCUCUCUCUCUCUCUCUCUCUCUCUCUCUGUCUCUGUCUCUGUCUCUGUCUCUGUCUCUGUCUCUCUCUCUCUCUGUCUCUCAUGCUCGAUAUGUUGCCAUGGUUACUCUGCUAAAGGAAUCUUGUUGUUUUGUUUACUUACCCUCUUCUUUUCUCUUCCUUUUAUACUUCUCCUUCCUGUCCUCUCUCUCGCUCUCUCCUCCUCUCUCUCUCCUCCAGUAUUCUCCCCCUCUCAUCCCUCCAAGGGGAGAGGUAAAUGCAGCAGAUGCAUUUGACAUUGGCUCCUUUGACGAAGAGGACACCAAGGGUAUCAAGGUAACACACACACACACACACACAGCCCUUAUCUCAUGAAACCACCAAGGGUAUCAACGGAAAAUACAUAGCAUUAUAUAAAAGCUAAACCUAUAAUCCGGAUUUACACACUCCUACAUCCUAUUGCUGAUGUACACACACACCGAACACACACACACAGGAGGCUGAGGUGUAACGUGGCUCCAUCGGUGUUCAGUAUUGACACUGUCAGCAAGCAGAGCGGCCCACAGAGAAAGUCCUUCCAACAGAGUUUUAACAUUACACAACAGUACCGGGGACUUUGGGCGCGUUCCAGGUUGCCUUAAUUACAGUCAUGCUGCCCAGCUUAGCAGAUCUCACAGCGACUGGUGACGUGGUUAACAUCUGAGGAAUCACUUCACUUAACCUUACACAUCAUACCUGCGUCACUGACUUUUGUUUUGUUUCUCUCUCUCUGCCCCUUUCUCCUUCUCUCUCUCCCUCUCUCUCUCCCCCUCCUUCUCUCCCUCUCCCCAUUCCCCCUGUCUAUCUCGUAGCCUCCCCCAUUCUCUCUCUCUAUCUGCUCUCCUCUCUCUCUCUCUCUCUUCUCUCUCUCUCUCUCUCUCUCUCUCUCUCUCUCUGUGUCCCUCUAGUUGUUGGACAGUGACCAGGAAUUGUACAAGAACUUCCCCCUGGUCAUCUCAGAGCGCUGGCAGCAGGAGGUGGCUGAGACUGUGUACGAGGCCGUCAACUCUGACACAGACAAGAACGAGGCCCGCAAGAGGGCCAAGAACAAACAGCUGGGCCAUGAAGAGGGUAAGGCUGAGGGAGAUGCAUAUACAUGAUCACAUGCAUAACACACAUCACACUAGGGCUGCACGAUAUGGACAAAUAUCCAAAUGCAAUAUUUUUACUGAAUAACUAAACACUUAUGUGUGUGUGUUUUUUAGACUACGCCCUGGGGAAGGACUGUAUAAUGCACGGCUACAUGUUGAAGCUGGGUAACCCGUUCCUGACGCAGUGGCAGCGUAGAUACUUCUACCUGUUCCCCAACCGAGUGGAGUGGAGGGGAGAGGGAGAGUCACGGGUGAGCCACACACCUCUACCUCACACCGUCCUCUAGAAGUGGGUGUCGGUCCGAGUUUACGUGCGUGUAUUUCAGUUUGUGUGCUUCUGUUCUUCACGGAUGUGGUUCUCUGGGUGUGUUUUUUUCUUCCUGUGCGUUUCCACUUACAAGCGUGUGUGUGUCCAUGGAUGUGUGUGUGAGACCGUGUGUGUUCUUCGUCAUUGCCCAUCUGUCUAGUGCAUGAAGGUUGUCCGUCUGUCCUCGCUCCGUUCUGUAGGCCUGGAUGAAAACAUUAAAACAUACAGUAAAAAACCCAAAGGUACGCCUGACAGCUGCUGGCCCACCACCUUCUCCUCUCCUGCAGUGGCACAGUAGAUGGAUUGGAACGUGUCCUCCGUUCUAAAGCUUUGCUUCCAGACAGCCUUAGUUUAGAGAAGCAUCCUCGCUCUCUAGCGCCGUUUUGAUUGGUCCGUCUCAUUCUCCGCUUGUGAUUGGUUCCCCACCUCCCGGACGUGUUUCUGAUUGGUUUGUGUGUGUGUGUGUUCCGCAGCAAAACCUGCUGACGAUGGAGCAGAUCGUGACGGUGGAGGAGACACAGAUAAAAGAUAAGAAGUGCAUCCUGCUGCGCAUCAAAGGAGGGAAACAGUUUGUCCUGCAGUGUGAGGUACGUACGACAACCUCGAUAACUCUCUAGCGUUACUCUCUUCAUCCCCUCCCUUCCCUUCUCGCGCUUUCUGUUUGUGGCUCUCUCUCGCUCUGUCUCUUAGGGUUGCAAAAUUCUGUUAACUUUCCCAAAAUUCCCAAGUGUUCCAGAAAUCCUGGAUGGAGAAUUCCAGAUUUCCUGCUCAUUGCCUCCCAAUACCAGGGAUUUUCCAACCAGGAUUUCAGAAAAACCUGGGAAUUUUGGGAAAGCAAUUGUAAUUUUGCAACCCUUUUUUAAACGUAUUAUAAAUUAUUCUAUUGUAAGUUAGUAAAUGGAAGGUGUGUAUGUGUAAUAAUAUGUUAGGCCCCAUGUAGCUCAGUUGGUAGAGCAUGGUGUUUGCAACGCUAGGGUUGUGGGUUCGAUUCCCACGGGGGGCCAGUAUGAAAAAUGUAUGCACUCACUAACUGUAAGUCGCUCUGGAUAAGAGCGUCAGCUAAAUGACUAAAAUGUAAAAAAUUAUCUCUGUCUCUCUGCAGAGUGACCCAGAGUUUGUCCAGUGGAAGAAAGAGCUGACCGAGGCGUUUACUGAGGCCCAGAAGCUGCUGCGUCGCGCCCCUAAGGUCAUCGGGAAGGGUCGGGCUGGGGUGGUGGAGUUCUCCAAACCUCCUCUCACACACCGCAACAGCAACGGCCUGUAGGCCGCACACACCCACACACACACCGCCUCUUACAACCACAUCCCCUAUGACCCCACCCACCACAGUCCCCCAGCCCUAGACACACACACUCACACACACAUUCAAUAAAGCCCCACACUCUCACCCUGGAGUGUGUAUGGACCAAGCCUGCCAGCUUCUCUCCUCUGUUGUCACACACACACACACACACACACACACACCGAAAGUCACAACGUAUCAUCGGACCAUGCAUUGAAGAAGAAAAUAGGAAAGUGGGAACCAGUGCAUGUAUCUAAAGAAGACCAGAGCGUUUUCUCCCCUCCCUCUCCGGCUAGACCCUUCAGAAUGAUGCCACGCACCCCUCUUCCUCUCGCCCCAAUGGACUAUCAUUCCACACAGCUAACCUCACACACACACACACACACACCAACUGAACCUGGCAGAGCAGCAAAAACCAGUCCCGAGUAGGGGAGUGAAGACUAGGGCACCUGCCCCCGCCUCUCCUCCUCUUCUCUUCUCUCCACCCAUCCCUCCCUCCAUCCCUCAUUCCCCCAGCCUCGUCUUGAGACUGGACCUGAGCCACACAUAACUGCCGGCCACUCUCCACAGGAUUGGCUGACUGUAGUGGAGGGGCGGGACUUAAAGCAGGUGAUGAGUAUCUGGAUCAAUGGCACCGCUUGGAGAGAGGGGCUGGACCAAUAACAUUCCACUCCUGUGAGCUCAUACAGAGGGGAAAGGAGGAGGAAAGGAGAGACUAAGCGGAGGAGAGAAAAACAGAAAGAUGAUGGGAGGAGGACAGAAGCAGAGACCUGCUGGGACAUACCAAGAGAAUGGCAAUGA